UUGAGGUUGGUUAAACAAGUAACGGAGCAGGGGCCGGUUGCCAGAAAGUUGUUUUGUCGAAACCCGUUAAGAUGUUACGAAAGUGUUGUGAUUGUAAAAGAUGAUUCUCUGGGUGUAGUGUUUGAGAAGAAGAACAGUUGUUGACUCGGAGACUAAACUUAAUUUGGCUGUGCGUCAUGAUUUACAAUCACAGGCCGCCGCCAAGUGACAGAGGAAAAGUUGUGGACCGUUACUGUCGAUGAAACUAACCGGAGUUGAAUGGGAACUGAGAAACACUUUAAAUGAGGAGAUGAAUUUCGGUGUCCCUGCUAAUUCGCUGCUGCUCUUCCGUGCCUGCGACGAGGGGGACUAUGAAACCGCUCGAGGGAUCCUGGAGCCCGGAGCCCCGAAAGAGUCCGGGCGGCAGAGCAGGCUGCGGUCAGAAGCGGGAUCGGAGUGCAAUAUUGCGGACAUAUUGUCUCUGGUACCGGUGGACUCUACGGACGAGGAGGGGAACACCGCCCUACAGUUUGCGUCGGCAAGCGGUCAUGAGAACCUGGUCCGGUUUUUGUUACGAAAGGGGGCUUCGGUGGAUAGCCGCAACAACUACGGCUGGACCCCGCUGAUGCAGGCUGCUAGGUUUGGUCACCUGACUGUUGCUCACAUCCUUUUGGAGAACGGGGCAGAGAUUAAUGGACGGAACAGGCUAAGUGCGAGUGUUCUGACUAUGGCGGCCCGUGGGGGACACACUCAUGUAGUCAAGCUACUCCUGGAGAGCGGGGCCUACGCUGAUGACUAUGAUCACCUGGCUGUUGCUGCAGAGGCGGUAUCAAACGGCAAUAACAACAAUAGCUGCAGCGGGGCUGGUUUUGGAGCAAGUGAAGGCUGUCCAGGAGACGGCAGAGAAUUCAUGGACAUCAUAGCCCUGAUGGUGGCAUCUCAGCAUGGCCACGAGGCCACGGUGCGCCUGCUGCUUGAAUGGGGCUCUGAUGUCAACUUUUCCCAGAAGACCACUGGCUGGGGACCACUGAUGGUGGCCACCCUCAGUGGGAAGGUGGCCGUGGCUCAGCAGCUGGUGGAGCGUGGAGCGGACCCAGACAGGGUCAAUGUUCUGUCCAAGACGGCCUUUGAACUAGCCAUGCAGCUUAAACAGAGAGACAUCAAGGCCUAUCUGGACUCCAUCACCACUGUGCGACCCCAGACAGACGAUGAGAGAAGAAGACCAGAUGUGUUCAGUGCUCUCAAGUUGGGAAAUUCCCAGCUAGUCAAGGAAAUCUUGGAGGAGGAUCCUACUCAGGUGAAUUCAUCCAACCAGGAGGGAGCGUCUCCUCUCAUGAUAGCGGCAGUGAGCGGUCAGCUAGAAGUGGUGCAGCUGAUGGUGGACAAGAAUGCCGACAUAGACAAACAAGAUGGAGUCCAUGGGUGGACUGCUUUAAUGCAGGCCACCUAUCAUGGUAACAAAGACAUUGUCAAGUACCUGUUGAGUCAAGGCGCUGAUGUCAACCUUCGAGCCAAGAAUGGAUACACAGCCUUUGAUUUGGUUAUGCUGCUGAACGACCCAGACACGGAGUUGGUGCGUCUGUUAGCGUCGGUGUGUAUGCAAGUAGACAAGGACAAGUCCAAACACCGUGGCAGAGCCUUAAUGACUCGCUCCAAAAGCCGACAGUCCCUCAACAACGUCCCUGUGCCGCCUGACGACAAGGGAGGCCUGAAGUCCUGGUGGAGCCGGAUGUCCAAUCGGUUCCGACGGCUUAAGUUGACUCACACCCUGAGGCACAGCCUUUCAUCCAAUCGCCUGGCUCCAUUUCCAGACGAUACUGAAACUUCAUUGGAUGCCACAAUGAAGGCGGAUAGGAAGUCCGCUGCCGUGGCUAAUGGGGCGCUGGCACCAACUCCUGCCCUGGGGGGGAAUGAUAUCAGCACUGCCUGGGCAGUCAAGAGCAAAGAUACCGGUCUUUGCAGGACAUCCUCAGAAAAGGAGGACUUCCUUAUAACCACAAUGCUCAGAAGUGGUGCGCCCCUGACCCGGCUGCCUAAUGACAAGCUGAAAGCGGUGAUCCCUCCCUUCUUGCCUCCGUCCAACUUUGAACCGUGGAACUCGGACCGUUCGCGUCUCCUAAGGGAGGGAAAGAGCGAAGCGCCCCGAUUGCCCAUGCCUCCCCAAAGGAAGCUGAACAGCAGUGGAAACUCAGAUAUUACGUCUAUAAGUCGUGUGGUGAGCAGGUCCAUUAAGUUUCCCAGCAUCCCCAAGGGGCCUUCCUCAUCCUCUCCUUCAAACUCUGGUCACUACCACUCCCCCCACUCCUCAGGAGGCUCCAAUGGAGUGGCCGGGAUCAACAGGGACUCUCACAACCGUUCAGGGGGCAGUGCAGACAGCGUUCUCUCCCAGAUAGCAGCCCAAAGGAAGCGAGCAGCAGGCCUGAUAGAUGUGAAGGCACAAGCUCCAGAGAAACAGCACAGCCAGACACAGAUCCAACCAAACCUGCCACCCUCAGCACCCGGCCUGCCGCUGCCUGAUAUUAACCUACCUGACAUCCACUCCCACCAAAGCCUGGUCACUUCCGACAUCCACUCGAGAAGGAAGAUGGAGUUAAAGAAGAGACCUCAGUCAGGGAAUUCCUCCACAUCCAAGAGCACUUCGCCCACUCUGACUCCGUCUCCUUCCCCAACGCCCAAGCCUCCCACUGGGCCGGGAGACUCCCUGUCCUCAGCCUCUUCACAUCCUCGCUCCAAGAGCAGUGGUGGCUCCAGCAGUGGAACCAUAACUGAUGAAGAUGAGCUGUCUGGUAUAUUGAAGAAACUGUCCCUCGAGAAAUACCAGCCCAUAUUUGAGGAACAGGAGGUGGACAUGGAGGCCUUCCUAACUCUAACAGAUGGAGACCUGAGGGAGUUGGGCAUUAAAACGGACGGACCCAGACAACAGAUCUUGGCUGCCAUAUCAGAGCUCAAUGCUGGAAAGGGCCGAGAGAGGCAGAUCCUUCAAGAGACCAUCCAUAACUUCCAGUCUUCCUUUGGUAGCAGCGCCAGUAACCCAAGACAACCAGGUGAAGCACGCUCACCAACAGGUUGGAUGAGACACCAGGUUCGUUCCUCCAACAAAAGGUAACCCAGCAGCCCUGAUGCUCACCAGGAAGUACAGCAAAGGUACUUAAAAUAAGAGUAAAAUGCCGGCAACUUCUAGCCAAGGCACGACUAAUAUGGAGUGUUUUGGACGCCGGUGUCCCAGACCACUAGCGGUCUUAAUGCAAGAGGAUGCUGCAGCAAAACGACCAACUAGAUCCUGAUAAGCUGCCUCCAGGACCGAACUGCAUUAUAUUAUUCCUCAUGUGUAUCCUAAAGCGGGGGAGGUGUGACAGGGCUGGCUGAGUCCAGAGCCCUGCUGCUAUUUGUCAAAGCAGGAUGUUUGGCAAAUGAUAUGUUUUGCCUUAGUGACACAGCUGCCUCAUCUACUGCAAAUGCAGCGCAAGGGUUACGCAGAGGGGUUAGAGAGCGGAGGGUUCUGAAACAUGAGAAGAUCAAAUACACGGGAGAGGGAGAGGGAGAGGGAGCAUGAGCCGAGAGAGAGAUUGAUAUUUUAUCCAAAUAAAUGUGAGAGAUACAGCAUAUGUAUUGUAAAGAUGCCAAGGUAAAUCAGGAGAAAAGAAGAGCGAGAUUAUGAGUAUAAUAAUUAAAUACAAUAAAACAGGUAUUAGUAAUACUGUGAUUAAGACACGGAUGAGGAAAGAAUAUAGAGGGAGAAAGAAAGGGACAUUAGCCAAACUAUAGUUUAGUCAUCCAGUCUCUUCGACAGCUUUUACUAGUGUGUUUAUGUCUUUUCAUGUCUUUAUGGACCACUAUGAUGACGAGAGGAUUUUUACUCAAGACUGUCCAGUCGUGAAUAAAUAAACCAUUAUGAAGAUGCUAUAACUAUGUUUUCUAUGUUUUUUUUAAUACUGUUUUUAAGAUCGUAUUUGACUUGAGAUGAAAAGACAUAAAUUUAGUUUGAAAGAGGGGCAUUGAGCAAUAGUUUCCACAGAGCCGACUCUUAUGCUUUUACGUCUGGCUCCAUCAUUAUGGAGCACUAUAUCAUUCCUAAAUAUUAGGUACUUAUAAUCCAUGUCUUAAAUCCAAGGGAUGGUUUAUGUUCACAUGGGUCAGUUAAAUAUAAAAUAACACUGAUAUCAUAUCCUGUUUGUCGUGUUCUGUGUCUGGUGAAUAAGCAGUAAACUGUUCGCUUUCAAAAAGGAACCGGAAUAAAAUCUGCAUCCAAAAUGAAAUGCUGCAAAACAAAAUAAACAAAAUACAAACUCUGUCCGUUGGUUCUCGGGUUUAGUGGCUGGAAACCAGGUUUCAGCUUCCUUGUGUAAACUUUGAUCAGAAUAGGAUGUGAAACCAUCUUCCUUCCACUAGAUGGCAGUGACCUUCUAUUGAUGCAAUAAAUAAUCCGAGUGGUACUGUCGAGCUUUAAUGUGCUGUUCUGUGACAUAUAUUUUUAGAUCUCUAGUUAAAGCUAGACCAUGUAACCUUUGAACUUUGGAAUGAAGAAAUGUUAUGUUCUCUUACAAGUAUAAUAUUUGAAUUCAUUAGUAAUAAAAAUGCAAACUCACUCAUUUGAGCACACUUGUGGGUUUUGCUUUUACAGCCUUACAGUCUGGUAUAAGCAGUAGUCUAUAGUGGCUAAUGCAAACUUUAGAUGUAUUUCACUAUGUAACUAACACAACUUGGUGACGCUUUUCUACUUGUGCGACUGUCACACUAUGUUUUAACAUUUACCAUUAUGCUGUAAUUUCCACUUGUAGGUUCUGUUUAUGCCAAAAGUAGCUGCUAUAGAGGUGUAAAGUCCUUGUCUUGGACCUUUAAAAAAGUUUUCUAUGACUGAAACUUAAAGAUACAUGUUUAAGACACAUAUAACGACUGCUGUGAAUAAUAAUGUGUCUCUGAUAUGGUUCUAUUAUUACUCAAAAUUGAAAUAAAUUGUUGAAACUAC
Messenger RNA from Cottoperca gobio, 4945 nucleotides. RefSeq names its product ankyrin repeat and sterile alpha motif domain containing 6 (gene anks6). The transcript has 18 exons. Bases 239 to 3085 code for a protein of 948 amino acids. The record is from RefSeq and is a predicted model, not a curated record. Lineage: Eukaryota; Metazoa; Chordata; Actinopteri; Perciformes; Bovichtidae. Gene Ontology annotation, molecular function: protein binding.